CCCGGGGCCAGACAGGCAGCAGGACAGCAGACAGCGCCAGGGAGCCGCCAGGGUUCGUACUGGUCACUGCAGGCGCGGGACGACUCCUCGAUCUUUCAGACUGCUGGUCAGUAAGCAGAAGGCACAAUGGCCAUUUUGGGGCCCUUGAUCCUGGCCUUGGCCACCUGCCUAGCCAUUGCCCGCCCCCCCAACAUCAUUCUGAUCUUUGCCGAUGACCUGGGCUAUGGGGACCUGGGCAGCUAUGGCCACCCCAGCUCAUCCACACCCAACUUGGACCGAAUGGCAGCCAGUGGCCUCCGCUUCACUGACUUCUAUGUGCCUGUCCCACUAUGUACCCCAUCUAGGGCAGCACUGUUGACUGGACGGUACCCUGUACGUUCAGGGCUCUACCCUGGUGUCCUAUACCCUGGCUCUCGAGGUGGGCUCCCCCUGGAUGAGGUGACCAUGGCUGAGGUCCUGGCUGAGAGCGGCUACCUCACUGGGAUGGCUGGCAAGUGGCAUCUGGGUGUGGGGCCCAAUGGCUCCUUCUUGCCCCCACAUCAGGGAUUUCACCGCUUCCUAGGAAUCCCCUACUCCCACGAUCAGGGCCCUUGCCAGAACCUGACCUGCUUCCCACCAGCCACCCUCUGCUUUGGAGGCUGUGACCAGGGCGUCGUCCCCAUUCCGCUGAUGGCUAACCUGUCAGUGAAGGAACAGCCCCCCUGGCUGCCUGGGUUGGAGAAACAGUAUGUGGCCUUUGCCCAGAACCUCAUGGUGGAUGCUGCCCGCCAAGGCCGGCCUUUUUUUCUGUACUAUGCCUCCCACCACACCCACUACCCCCAGUUCAGUGGGAAAACCUUUGUGGGGCGUUCUGGCCGGGGACCAUUUGGGGAUGCUUUAAUGGAGCUGGACUCGGCUGUGGGGGCACUACUGAAUACUGUGGAGAGCCUUGGACUAAUCGAAGAAACCCUGGUCCUUUUCACAGCGGAUAAUGGCCCUGAGACCCUGCGUAUGUUCCGGGGUGGCUCCUCCGGCCUUCUCCGGUGUGGAAAGGGGACAACCUAUGAGGGUGGUGUUCGAGAACCUGCACUGGCCUUCUGGCCAGGCCGCAUUGUGCCAGGGGUCUCCCAUGAGCUAGCCAGCGUCCUGGACCUGCUGCCCACUGUGGCCGCUCUGGCAAGAGCCCAGCUACCCAAUGUCACCCUCGAUGGAGUGGACCUCAGCCCCGUUCUCCUGGGCACAGGCAAGAGCCCACGGAAGACUCUUUACUUCUACCCCCCAUUCCCUGAGGAGACCCAAGGUGUCUUUGCUAUUCGGCAUGGGAAGUACAAGGCACAUUUCUUCACCCAGGGUUCUACACACAGUGAUAUGGUUGCUGACCCAGCCUGCCAAGCCCUCACCCCACUGACUCCCCACGAGCCACCACUGUUGUAUGACCUGGAGACGGACCCUGGUGAGAACUAUGAACUCCUGAGCCACGGUCCCAAGGAAGAGAUUCAAAAAACCAUUGAAACCCUGAAGGAGAUGAAGCUACUCAAGGCCCAGUUUGAUGCUGCUAUGACUUUUACGACAAGUGAGAUUGCCAAAGGCCUAGACCCAACUCUGGAACUUUGCUGCCGAGCAGGCUGUUCCCCCUGGCCAGAAUGUUGUAACUGUCCUGGCCCUCAACAUGACACUCCCUACAAAUGAAUGCAUGGACCUCAGAGUGACUUCAUGGUCUUUCAGUCUCCUCUGUGGCCCCACUGACCACUAAUCCUUAAAACUGCCAUUCAAGGACUAAUCUCUGACUUGUGAGUAGGGCCAUGCAUCCAGCAUGUAUCCUCUCUGCACAGUCUCAAGCUCAGGCCACUUCACUAGAUACAGAACAUGUACCAAGAUUUUGGAGGGGAGGGGUGUCACUGGCCAGUGGCUCAGAUAUCCCAGCCAGGCUCUUCUCUGUGCAGCAAGAUGAGGUAACAAUUUUCACGCCACCCUGGGAUUCCUAAGGGUCGGUUAUUCCUUCUGAAAUCUCUAUGUAGAGAAUCCUAAUAUCUACCCCUGUCUGAGUGGUGAUGCUUUGGCUUAUGGAAUACAGAUCAAACAAGUGGGUUCAUUGUCAUUCAUGUACAUUUGUGGGAGGCUAGAUAAAAGCACAACCUCGAGGUCCUCAGCGUUUCCUGUAAAAAUAAACUCUUUACUGAGAUAUUAAUACAAGCAUUAAAUUAAGUGCUAAUUAUGAAUUUUCCAGUAAAAUUUAAGGGGGAAUACUAUUUGGAGCAAGAUUUAAAUAAAUAUCAACAUCAAAGCACAA
Molecule: messenger RNA, 2269 nt
Organism: Phascolarctos cinereus (koala)
Lineage: Eukaryota; Metazoa; Chordata; Mammalia; Diprotodontia; Phascolarctidae
Gene: ARSA
Product: arylsulfatase A
Molecular function (GO): arylsulfatase activity
Source: RefSeq, a predicted model, not a curated record